UGAAAGAAAGUCUAAGGCACUCUGUCUCCCGUUAAAGCGCCGCUGCUAUAAUUAUCUCGCUGACUCGCCCGACAACUCCCAACACUGCACGGACCGCAAGCCAAAACGCUCCUCAAUUGGACUCAAAACGGCGAUAAAGCUCAGGCACGAACGUGUCGAGUCGCAUCCUCCGGCCGACGGCGGAGGUUCAACAGCUGUGACGUCAUCACCUGCUCGCAUUUCUUGCAGAUUCUUUUGGAUUUUUAUCGCAGGCAUCGCACUUUUCGCAACUGUCAUGCUGAACUACAAUAACAAGCAGCCCUUCCAGUUUCGAGGCAAUGGCGGAGGCGGAAAUCAAAGACAUCCAGGAUCAGGAAAUAAUGGAAGAGGAUGGGGCACGGGCCAAAAUACGUUUGGCAACGCUCAACGCUCUUUCCAGAUCAACGUCGGCUCAAUCAGGAGCACUGGUGACCUGGAAACGUUCAUCAGGAGCGAGGGCCGAGUGCCGAGCUGGGACUUUGCAGUCUUGCAUGACACUUUCCGCGAGCUCGAUUGGCUCAAACACCAGCAGUUCACUGACUUUGUGAGCGGCGUGGUGACCCUGGCGGAGAGUCAGGACCACUUGGUCCUGCAGGAGCGCUUCCGCAGGGACAGGUGCGUGGAACUGAGCCGGCACGAGGUGUCAGUGCUGCUGGCCAACGCCUUCCUCUGCCGCCUCAAAUACACGGAUCACAAGAGCAGCCUCAACUUCAACAGCCUCUACAGCUCCCGGGGCGCCAGGGAAGUGAAAAAGGAGAAGCUCAAGUGCCUCGUUUUGUAUCUGUACUUUGUCCUGACCAAUUCACAUUAUGCUCGCGAGACAGUGACAUACAGAAAAGUGAAGAUGCACGCGCAGGAUGAGAACUCAUUCAGGCAAUUAAAUUUUGCAGACAGCCAGAGUGUGCUCAGUGAAGUGGAUAUUAUUCCUAACCAGAGUCUGUCGGAAGCCAAGGGAGUGGCUCAGGUGGAUUUUGCGAACAAGGGAAUCGGAGGCGGCGUCCUGAGCAGCGGUUCCCUGCAGGAGGAGAUAAAAUUCAUCACGUGCCCUGAGCUGUUGGUUUCCAAGCUGUUUCCUGACGAGAUGAGAGACGACGAGGCCAUCAUUGUGGAGAACGCGCGCUUCUACAUUCAGUAUACGGGCUACGCCAACUCGUUCCGCUGCGUUGGGUUGCAGCCGCAGCCGCUGGACUUUGAGGGUCCGCUGCUGGCCAUCGACGCCACCGACUUUUCCAAGGGCUACGGCCCAAACGAGCAGUACCAGAAGCACCACGUGAUGCGGGAGCUGAAAAAGGCCUACGUUGGCUUCAGCAAUGUGGCCACCGACGCCAUUGCCACUGGAAAUUGGGGAGGAGGUGCUUUCAAGGGUGACGCUGAGCUGAAGUUCAAGAUUCAGUGGUUGGCGGCAAGCCUGGCGGGCAAAAAACUUGUCUACUACCCCUACACAAGUGAUUCGCUGAAAAACCAGAUCCACCAGGUGGUGCUCCAGUUCCGAGGACAUACCACAAGGGAUUUGUGCUCUUCCUUGAACCUGAAGAGGGACGUGCCUAUAACAGAGCCUCCUCGCGGAUUUAAGCGACAGCCAGAAGCCCCGAUUGAAAACUACAUUCAAGCGAAACGUAAUAAGCCACGUCACCAGUUUACGGAACAACCGCGUUGGCAGGAGGCACAGCGGUUCCCUCGCCAAGUGGCUCAUGGCAGCCGCAGCAGCACAGCGUGGUUCCCCGGUCUCAGCAGCCUCGGUCAGUACCGCAUUUUCCGGUUUCUGAUGAAAUUCGUGCCUACCCAACGACCCGUGGGUCCGGUGGCCGAAAUGCAGAUGGACUCAGACACAGACAUGGAGGCCGGUCCGAGCAGGCCAAUAACUUUGGCUGCUGUCCCGACACAUUCAGCUGCUGUAUUAGCUAGGGCUCCCGCGACUAUCAGGUCUGGAACCGCGUUUGUCAGAAGGGCUUGGAGCACAUUUUGGAGGCGACGUUUGAGGGGUUAAAUCAUCGUGUAAAUUUGAAACUAAAUAUCUAGUGUCAAGGCUGAUGAGCUUUAUUAUUAAUCUACUGUAUUUUACUAACGCAGAAAAUACUGCGUCCUGUUUGUUUGAUAUAUUCAAUAAAUAUUAUAAUUGUCUGGAUGAUACAUGAUUGUAUUUCUGUUAUAAUCAAUAAAAUUUGGUAAAUUAA
Messenger RNA from Cloeon dipterum, 2192 nucleotides. Its product is annotated as poly(ADP-ribose) glycohydrolase-like. Gene Ontology annotation, molecular function: poly(ADP-ribose) glycohydrolase activity. Bases 275 to 2005 code for a protein of 576 amino acids. NCBI's taxonomy places the organism in Eukaryota, Metazoa, Arthropoda, Insecta, Ephemeroptera, Baetidae. The transcript is spliced from 10 exons. Gene Ontology annotation, biological process: regulation of DNA repair; ATP generation from poly-ADP-D-ribose; nucleotide-sugar metabolic process. The record is from RefSeq and is a predicted model, not a curated record. Gene Ontology annotation, cellular component: nucleus; cytoplasm.